This is a messenger RNA of Papilio polytes (common Mormon), 3875 nucleotides long. It is a transcript of the gene Hmt-1, whose product is annotated as ATP-binding cassette sub-family B member 6, mitochondrial. The transcript has 17 exons. NCBI's taxonomy places the organism in Eukaryota, Metazoa, Arthropoda, Insecta, Lepidoptera, Papilionidae. The record is from RefSeq and is a predicted model, not a curated record. Gene Ontology annotation, cellular component: membrane. Gene Ontology annotation, molecular function: heme binding; ATP binding; ABC-type heme transporter activity. Bases 176 to 2713 code for a protein of 845 amino acids. Gene Ontology annotation, biological process: heme transport; transmembrane transport.
UUGAUAUUUAAAAGCUGUCAAGUCAAUUAAACCGUGAUUAUGAUAUUUUGAUAACAUUAUAUCAUUUUUACUUAUCAAACGUGUUGGUUGUGGUGCUACAUAUUAUAAUAAUACGUAUAGUACAACAUAUAAUUGUUUAGCGCACGGCACACGGCGCUGCGUGUUUGUCGGCGUAAUGGAGUACUGUCCACCAAACGUGACCUUGAAUGAAAUUUGGGUGGAUCAUGGAAUAUCACAAUGUUUUAUGGAAACGGUUUCGGCCGUUUUUAUUGGAGGAUUUCUUCUUGCGUUUGGCACGUUUCAAAUAGUAAUGUAUAAAAGAUAUGCUAUGGAAGUGGUGGAUGUUAGACCAUCAAAAUGGUUCACUGUGCAGUUAUUUUUCACUUUAUUCAUACCAGUGUUAGCUGUGAUAAGAUUCUUGUUACAGGCAUUUGUUUUUAAAGGUGGACAUAUUUAUGGUUAUAUGAUUUUAGCUUUAGUGGUGACGUUAGUUGUAUUUCCUUUAUCAGCUUAUUUAGCGGUAUUAGAAAGAAGUUACCUAUUGCCAUCUCUACCUCCACGAGCCCAUGGUUUUGUGCUUCUUAUUUUCUGGGCAAUGAUAUUUGUGUCGGAAAAUUUAUCAUUUUUAAAUCUUAAUAAGAAAGGAUGGUGGUGGCAUUUGAGAGAUCUACAAGAUCGUUUGGAGAUGUCACUAUUUGUUGGGAGAUAUGUUUCAUGUAUGAUCAUGUUUAUACUCGGAAUGAAGGCUCCAGGCAUUCAGCAUCCAUUUGAAUAUCUAGACAACGAUAAUGGGAUACAACGCAAUAUACCGCCUAGGGACGACAACAGAUCGACGUUCCGCAAUGUAUUCGGCAAGCUGCGCACGCUUCUGCCAUUUCUGUGGCCGCGCAAAUCACUCCAGCUGCAGUUCUACGUGAUGAUAUGUAUAUUGGCGUUGGUAGCCGGCAGAGCAAUCAACCUUUAUGUGCCCAUUUAUAAUAAGAAAAUAGUGGAUAGUUUGGCAGUGCCCAACUCAUACCGAUGGGAUCUAGUCGUGAUAUACGUAUUCUUCAAGUUCCUACAAGGCGGAGGUACUGGGGGCAUGGGAUUCUUGAACAAUCUCAGAUCAUUUCUAUGGAUUAAAGUGCAACAAUACACCACGAGAGAGCUGCAGCUAGAACUUUUCAGGCAUCUCCACGAUUUGCCAUUGAAAUGGCAUUUAUCUCGCAAGACUGGCGAAGUGCUGCGUGUGAUGGACCGAGGCACGGAUUCUAUAGACAAUCUGCUAUCCUACAUACUGUUCUCUAUAACGCCAACGCUGGUUGAUAUCGUGGUUGCUGUUGUAUACUUUGUCACGCAGUUCAAUGUUUGGUUCGGACUUAUUGUGUUCUCCACAAUGGUACUUUAUAUUGUUGUGACGAUAAUGGUAACUGAAUGGAGGACGAAGUUCCAGCGACGUAUGAACUUGGCAGAUAACGAACAGAAAGCGCGAUCUGUCGACUCGCUAUUGAAUUAUGAAACUGUGAAGUACUACGGUGCGGAGGGUUACGAGGUUGUGUCCUACAGGGAAGCAAUAGUUAACUAUCAAAAAGAAGAAUUCAAAUCCCUAAUAACUUUGAACAUGUUAAAUACAUUGCAAAACAUUAUUAUUUGUGGAGGUCUGCUGGCCGGGUCGUUGCUUGCCGUGUACAUGGUGGUGAAGACAUACGAACUGACAGUCGGCGACUACGUACUGUUCGCUUCUUACAUCGUGCAGUUAUACGUACCUCUUAACUGGUUCGGAACUUAUUAUCGAGCUAUCCAAAAGAACUUCGUGGACAUGGAGAACAUGUUCGAGCUGAUGCGCGUGGACUCUGACGUGUGCGACGCGCCGGGCGCGCCCGAGCUGGCGGUGCGGCGCGGCGGCGUCGAGUUCAAGCACGUCAGCUUCGGCUACGGGCCCGAGCGCCUCGUGCUCAGCAACGUCAGCUUCCGAGUCGCACCGGGCUCUACUGUCGCACUGGUAGGGCCGAGUGGUGCCGGCAAGUCGACAGUGAUGCGGCUGCUGUUCCGCUUCUACGACGUGAACGAGGGCGCGGUGCUGGUGGACGGCCAGGACGUGCGCAGUGUGACGCAGGCAUCGCUGCGAAGGAACAUCGGUGUAGUGCCUCAGGAUACUGUGCUAUUUAAUAAUACUGUCAGGUACAACAUCCAAUACGGAAGGCUAAACGCGCCGACGUCUGAUGUCAUAGCCGCCGCUAAGAAUGCGGACAUCCACGACAGGAUCCUAACGUUCCCUGACGCUUAUGAUACUCAGGUGGGAGAGAGAGGGCUGCGGUUGAGCGGCGGCGAGAAGCAGCGGAUAGCGAUCGCGCGCACGCUGCUGAAGGACCCCGCCAUCGUGCUGCUGGACGAGGCCACCUCCGCGCUCGACACCAACACCGAGAGGAACAUACAGGCGGCGUUAGCUCGCGUGUGCGCCAACCGCACCACGCUCAUCAUAGCGCACCGGCUCUCCACCAUCAUACACGCGGACGAGAUCCUCGUGCUCAAGGAGGGGGAGAUCAUCGAGAGGGGCAAUCACGAAGCGCUUUUAGCACAAAACGGUGUGUACGCUUCGAUGUGGCAACAACAAUUGGAGAAUCGUAACUCUGAGGCUAACAACAACAACAAUAACAACAACAACAUUGAGCCGCCGCCGCCGCCGCAGAAUGCUCUGGGCAUGUUCGGCCACGGACACGGACACGGACACUAGAUAGGCAAUGCUUAGGGUUGCAAUCCACUUGCAUGAUUACCUACCGUUAUAAUCUUUAAUUAAAUUGCUGUUAAGACUUUAUAGUUGUUACAAGUUUAUUAAUGUUUGCAUUUGAUUAAAAAUAGACAAAAUAAACAGUCUAUAGUCGCUUAUUUGGAUAUUUUAAGUAAUAAUUUACAGGUGGGAAUCAAGAGUUUAACUAGCGUAAUAGAUUUAUGAUUGCAAAACGCAACAAAACACAAUAGUCUAUAUACUUACCUUAUACCUCCAUGUAACACUUAUUUUGGUUAUAUUUAGUUAUGUGUAUAUAUGUUUGUAUAUAUUUCAGCACAAUAGUCUUUAGCAAUGUCUAUAAGAUUUAAAUACAUUAAUAUUUCUGUGUAUUAUAACAAAAAUGUGUAUUAAAACAUGAAAAAUGACUAAAUGUUGAACAUUUUGUGCAUUUUAGCAAGUGAGUUACAACCCUAAUAGUUUAAGUUGCAAUUUGUUAAGUAAAUAUUUCAUAAAGGUAAAUAAAAAAACGUAGGAAAUGUAACCGUUUCGAAUAUGUUUUGACAAAAGGAGCUCUUAGUAUGUAAAAGGACAUGACUGAUUGGUUAUAAGGUGGUAUUUUAACACAUAGACAGGUCGAUAUGAACAAAAAAUUGUGCCAUACUUGCCACAAAAUGCAGUUUGUGUUUGUUUUUACAUAGAAAUGAUGUGUAAAUACGUCAUUCUUGUGUCAAUUUAAAUGCAACCCGAGAACAAUAACAUGAUACCUAGAAUUAUAUUGAAAUGAGAAAUAUUACAAUGUUAUUGUCAAUGAAUUUAUUAUGAAUUUUUUUAUAUUUAAAUCGAUAUAUAUUUUUUGAAGUCUUGUAAAGGUAAAAUUGUGUGGUUUUUUUUAAUGAAUGUGACUGUAUCUCUUUUCCCUAUGAAUUUUUUGGUUUUAUUUAUAUUUGUUGUUUCUCUACAUUGUAUAUUGAUCCUAUCUAUGUGUUGUAAUAUUGUAAGGAGCGCUUUGGGCACAUUUGGUAUAACAUGUAAAUACACGGCGAAGCUCUAACAAACUGUAUACAUAAGUUGACAUUGUGAUGAUGUAACUAUAUUGUACCUGUAGUAUUAAUGUUGUGACGGCAAAUUAUAUGUGCAAUUCAGUGUUAUUAAAUAACGUUUUUAUUUA